AUUGCGCAAAUAUGAUGACGUCAAUCUGCAUGUGACACAACUCAAGAGCUAGAGAAAAUUCAAGCUAGAGUAUAUAAAAUAUAGACGUUCAUACUUGACUCACAGAAACUUAUUAUGGCUCUGGUUCAAGGUGAGGACACUGAGAGUGAUGAAGAGAUCAACACUGACCAGAUUCAUGCUCUGACACUCACUCCUGAUGGCUCCCUCACCACCGUUCAACCAGACACCGCUCGUGGGAAAGGAGCUGGUAUUGUUGCUGGGGAGGAGUCAGAAACUGAUGAUGAGGAUGAACCUGAUGGGUCAACAGAGCCCCCAGAUGUCCACCUGGUUUUACCCAGUGAAACGGCCAGUGCUAGUCCUGGGCACUCGCAGAAAUCCUCAGUGGACUCCAAUAAUCCGGCCCCUCAAUCGUUGCUUCACAAAAAGUUGCGAGAAACGAACGUCGAUCUGAGACGGAGGAUUAUGAACAGAAUACUACGGCUAUAUCGCACCAUCUGCUACAACCUUACCACUGUCAACGACAAUCUGAGCAAAGUCCAAGCAACAGCAGAGAAAGUGAACUCACAACUAAAGCAAAGUGACAAAGAUCUGGGGCAGCUGAACAUUAUUCUUUCUAGUGUAAAUGCCGACACCAAAUUAUUUGCACCAAAUAUCUGCAUUGAUGUACCUCCCCCCUCCCUGAGUAGGAGACAGCUGUUUAAGCGGUCACCCGAUCGACCUCGUACAUCGCCUACAGCUGUGACAAACUUAUCUCAUGACAAUUAGAUUAUUGUUUGCAUUUAUGUGACAUGUGUGUGUGUUUAUGACACGUUAUAAUUGCGGAAUUAAUGUGUUCACUAUUGAAA
Halichondria panicea is the source of this 845-nucleotide messenger RNA. RefSeq lists its product as uncharacterized. Gene Ontology annotation, cellular component: BLOC-1 complex. NCBI's taxonomy places the organism in Eukaryota, Metazoa, Porifera, Demospongiae, Suberitida, Halichondriidae. The transcript has 4 exons. The coding region runs from base 115 to 765 and encodes 216 amino acids. The record is from RefSeq and is a predicted model, not a curated record.